AAAGCACAACUUUAAAGCUUCAUAACCCAAAUUGUAUUCAACCAUACAAAUCCAAAUCCAAUGAAACAAAGACUGAAAUUUAGAGAAGGAAAAGAGAUUUGGCUAAGUGUUGUAUAACUCAAACUCGUUUGGACUCGUUACUGGAGCUCGACUCCCAAGCGAGAUUUGGGUUUGACUCAGUAUUGCAUCCUAUUACAAAUCCUUAUAAACCAUCUGUAAUCAAAAGGCAAAGAAGGUGGUUUAUCUUCAUCUUUGGAAAGAGAACUUUCCAUGAGACCCAAAGCCAAAGCCAAAGCCUCCGAUUUUAACUGAAUCAAAAAGAAGUUGUAACGCAAAGGCCAGUUGAAAGGAGGUGCAGUCUUUGAAUCUUUGAUUAAGAUCUAAUCUAAACCUCUUUUUUUUUCUUUUCUCUGUCACCAAAUAUUUUUUGCAACAGGGAACAGUGACAUUUUUCCAACAGGGCUUCUUCUGUUCUGUCCACACUCGUGGGCUGGUUUGCUUAUUUGGUAAAAUAAGGAACCAUAGAUACUUACAAACCCUUACCUCCGUAAAGAAUCUCAAUCCUCAAACAAAAGGCAAAAGAUCAACUUAGUCUUAAGGGAAGAAGGAAAGGAGGAAGAUAAAGAAAAGGGCUUUCAGCAUUUUGGAUAAGCUCCCUGUCUGCCUUCUCUUUCUUUCUUCCUAGAUUAACCCUUUUUGAGAGUUAAUAUUUUUUUUCCUUAUCAUUAUCUCUUUGUCUUAGAAUGAUUGAGGAGCAAGGUAGGAAUGUGAGUAACUAAGGGAGUCUGCAAGAGGGAAAACAGGGGAAAAGGAGAGAGUACGGAGAAGGUUAUUCUUCUUUCUCUGCUUUCUCUUGCUCCCAUUAUGGCCGCAGUUUUCUUUUCUACCCUUUUUUCCUUCUCUUCUGAUUAGAUUAACCAACAGGAAAGAAAGAGAAAAAAAACAAAAAAAAAGGUUAUUUUUUUGUUGUUUAAAUUAUUCCUUGUCGACAUCAUGACAUUUUUUGGAUACUUAUUAUAUAAAUCACUUCACAUUUUCCAAGGAUUUGCAACCUCCUAAGUUUGUUAUGUGCUUUCGAAUUAACAAGCAAAGCAAGACAUCUUGUUCAAAGAAAGGAACCUUUUUUUUUAACAGAAGGGGGAGAGCAAAGGGAACCCACCCCUUCCAACAAAAUUAAAACCCAACCCCCUUCCAUUAUUGUUGUUCCCUUUCCAGGAUGCUUCCUUUAACCUGCAUUCUCUUAAUAUGCACACUGGGUUCUGUCUCUUCCAUUGCCAGAGCUGCCUUCAAUCUUAGCCUCCCUCACCAGCACCCUGACCCUGAAUCCGUUGUUCAAGAUGUUCAAAGGAGGUUAAACGUGUCCUUGUCAAGAAGACAAGCCCUGUCUGUAACCCAAAAAGACCAAUGUCGCACUGGAAACCCCAUCGACGACUGCUGGCGGUGCGACCCAAACUGGUACAACAACCGCCAACACUUAGCCGACUGCUCCAUAGGCUUUGCACAAGGCACUCUAGGUGGAAAAGGUGGCCGGAUCUACACCGUCACAGAUUCCUCCGACAGCAACCCUGCUAACCCCAAGCCGGGCACUCUCCGUCACGCUGUCAUCCAAAACGAACCCCUAUGGAUCAUCUUCUCAACCAACAUGGUCAUCAAGCUCAAACAUGAGCUGAUUUUCAACUCAUACAAAACCGUCGAUGGCCGGGGAGCCAACGUUCAUAUCACCGGAAAUGGGUGUAUAACUUUGCAGUAUGUGUCUCAUGUCAUCAUCCAUAACAUCCAUGUACACCAUUGUAAGCCUUCGGGGAACACUGACAUUGCUUCAUCUCCAACUCACGUUGGAUGGAGAGGGCGGUCGGACGGUGAUGGGAUUUCCAUAUUUAGUUCUCAGAAGCUCUGGAUUGAUCAUUGCUCCCUUAGUUACUGCACUGAUGGCCUGAUCGAUGCUAUCAUGGGGUCCACCGGGAUUACCAUUAGUAAUAACUACUUUUCUCACCAUGAUGAAGUUAUGCUUCUGGGCCAUGAUGACAGGUAUUUGCCUGAUUCCGGAAUGCAGGUGACCAUAGCUUUUAAUCACUUCGGACAAGGGUUGGUGCAAAGAAUGCCAAGGUGCCGGCGGGGGUAUAUACACGUGGUGAACAAUGAUUUUACUGCAUGGGAAAUGUAUGCUAUCGGUGGUAGUGCAAACCCUACCAUCAAUAGUCAGGGGAAUCGAUAUACUGCACCAGGGGACCCCAAUGCUAAAGAGGUGACGAAGCGAGUGGACACAGACGAGAAAGACUGGACAGGCUGGAACUGGAGGACAGAGGGGGACUUAAUGGUAAAUGGAGCAUACUUUGUGCCCUCUGGAGCUGGCUUAAGCGCUCAGUAUGCAAAAGCUUCCAGUGUGGAGCCCAAGUCUGCUGCUCUCAUUGAACAGCUCACUUUCAACGCUGGCGUUUUCGGUGAGGCUAGGGAAGAGACAGGGAGCUUUUCUUAUCCAGGAUACAGCAGCGGUGGGUCCAGCAGCACCAGCACCGGUAGUGCACGGUCCGGCGAUGAUGGCGACUACUUUGGAAUGAUAUUCGGGAGCGGCUCACCACUGCCCCCAGCAUCCACAUCCAUAGCCUCAAUCUUUUUGUCUCUUCUAAUUAUUUUGGUUUUGUAUUCUAUCACCAACCAAGGUGCUCUACCAUCAUUAUUAUCAUUAUUAUUGUUAUAGAAAUUACAAAAAAAAAAAAAGAAAAGAAAAGAAAUCAAUUAUAAAUUUAGAUAAAAAUGAAAGAAUGGGAAAGAUUUCUUUGAUUAGUUUGGUUCCUAGUCCCCAUCUGAAUUACUUAACGAAGAAACAAAUGCACACCGACAGACAAUCUGUAGCUGUUGAUUAGUUUUUGUUGAUUCUUCCGCUAAUGUUGAAGAAAAAAGGCAGAGUAUUGAGAGGAUAUGAAUAUGAAGUGCUUGGCUGAGGUGGAAUAUUAGAUUCCACAUCAAAUUCAGUGCCUUUGGGUCCCCCCUUUUGUGUUGCUC
Messenger RNA from Theobroma cacao (cacao), 3003 nucleotides. Its product is annotated as Pectin lyase-like superfamily protein. Lineage: Eukaryota; Viridiplantae; Streptophyta; Magnoliopsida; Malvales; Malvaceae. The record is from RefSeq and is a predicted model, not a curated record. Gene Ontology annotation, molecular function: pectate lyase activity.